CCUGAGGACAGAGACCAGCUAGGAACGGCGAGCUGCCGAGCAGGGCAGCCGCUCACGAGGGCUAACCAACCGAUCGAUCGACCCAACCGAUCCAUGAUUGACAUGACAUGGCCCCGGCCGUGUACCGUGUACGUGCGUGCACCCUCCUGCGGUCCUUCCCGUCCGAUAUUAAAAUGGUUCUGACAGCCAUGGAGGUGAUCCACGCCAUGUUCUCCGCGGGCCGCUUCACGUGGCCGCUCGCGCGCACCUCGCCGCGGUUGACUGCUGCGUUGGAGUAGAGUAGCUCGGCGGUGGUGGUUGGCCGCCGCCGCGUGCUCGAAACCUGUUAGAGCAGCGGAGGUCGGUUGGCUAAGGAGCGAUGGGGAGGGCGGGGAGGUGGCUCAGGAACUUCUUGGCCGGCGGCAGGAAGGAUGGGAAGAGGGACAGGCCAAACGCCGAGGCCACGCCUGGACCGGGACCGGGGGCGACGCCCAAGGAGAAGAGGUGGAGCUUCCGGCGGCCGGUGGCGCUGGCGCCGGAGCAGCCGGGGUGCGGCGUCGUGCCGCGUGAGUCCGCCGACGGCGUUGGCGCGUCUCGGUCGUCAGCGACGUCGGAGGCGGGGUUCGACGAGAAGAAGCGCGCCGUGGCAGUGGCUGUGGCGACUGCGACCGCGGCAGACGUGGCGGGCGCCGCGGCGCAGGCGGCGGCCACUGUGGCACGGUUGUCUUCCCGCAAGGUGCCGCACCUGACGCCGCCGGCGAGCCUCCUCGCCGAGGGGGCGGCGGCUGUCAGGAUUCAGGCAUCCUUCAGAGGCUAUCUGGCGAGAACGGCGCUGUGCGCGCUGAGGGGCAUCGUGAAGCUGCAGGCGCUGGUGCGGGGGCAGCUGGUGAGGAAGCAGGCCAAGGCCACGCUCCGGUGCAUGCAGGCCCUGCUCGCGGCGCAGUCCCAGCUGCGCGCGCAGCGCAUGCGCUUCCUCCAAGUCCAAGACCACCACCCCCACCACACACCGCCGCCCAGGCCACGACCGUCGUCGCAGCACUCGAGGCACCGCCUAUCGUCCUACGAGAUGGACCGGUCGAGCGAGGAGAAUGUGAAGAUCGUGGAGAUGGACAGCGGCGACCAGCCGGCGCGGCGCGGCGGGGCGAGGGGCGGUGACAGGCAGUACUCUUCCGUCGAGUACCACCACGGCGGCGGCAGGUGCUCGCCGGCGCCGUCGGCCAUGACGGAGCUGAGCCCGAGGGCGAGCAGCUGGCACGUGGAGGACCACCUGUCCUUCGGGACGGCGCACAGCAGCCCGCGCUCCCACUCCCACAACGCGUCGGCGGCCAUGGCGGAGCCGGCGGCGUCGGACCUGGCGUUCCCGAGCUACAUGAGCAACACCGAGUCGUCGAGGGCCAAGGCGCGGUCCCAGAGCGCGCCGAAGCAGCGCGCCGCCGCCGAGGCGCUGGAGAGGCAGCCGAGCGGCAGGCGGAAGGGGGCGGAGCACAGGAGCGUGCCGCGGGGCGCCCGGAUGCAGCGGUCGUCGUCGCAGCAGCAGGCCGGGUCGGCGCCGCGGCAGUCGCCCUUCUUCCACCGGCCGUGGUCGUCGUCGACGUCGGUCAGGCUGGACACGUCGACGGCGUCGCUCAAGGACAGCGAGUGCGGGUCCACCACCAGCUCCGUGGUGACCGCGGCCACCACCGUGUCCACCGUCUACAGCCGGACCCGCUCGCUCGUCGGAUUCGAGGUGCGCAGGGCCCUGUAUUAAUAUUAGUGAAUUGCUGGGUUGAACCGCCGGAAACUUCAUGAAAUGUUGCUUGAUAGUCUCGUUCGUGUGUGUGUUGAUGAGAGUUCAGAGCCUAGUAGAGUGUUGUACAUACGUCCGAGUCAAGCACUCCUCUUUUUUAUUUUGGCUAUUCGAGUCAAGUACCAAGUGUACAUUUUUUUAAUACAUAGGGCAUAUCUGUGACAUGAUGGCUGCGGGGUACUAAGUGUAAUUAGAAAUGUACUAUACUGGUUUACCACUAGUGGCACAGUGUAAUAAGCUCGUAAUUUGCUCA
Triticum urartu is the source of this 2018-nucleotide messenger RNA. Its product is annotated as protein IQ-DOMAIN 19. Gene Ontology annotation, molecular function: protein binding. Lineage: Eukaryota; Viridiplantae; Streptophyta; Magnoliopsida; Poales; Poaceae. The record is from RefSeq and is a predicted model, not a curated record.